GCGCUGCGGGUGGUGGCCCGGUGCCGCCCCAUGAGCCGGCGGGAGGAGGCUGCGGGCUGCGAGCGCGUCCUGGAGCUGGAGGUGAAGCUGGGCCGGGUGACCAUCCGCAACCCCCGCGCCGCUCCCGGAGAGCUGCCCAAGACUUUCACCUUCGACGCCGUCUACGACGCCAGCUCCAAGCAGGCUGAUCUGUACGACGAGACGGUGCGGCCGCUGGUGGACUCGGUGCUGCGAGGGUUCAACGGCACCGUGCUGGCCUACGGGCAGACGGGCACCGGCAAAACCUACACCAUGCAGGGAGCGUGGGGGGACCCCGAGACGCGCGGCAUCAUCCCCAGCUCCUUCGAGCACAUCUUCACGCACAUCUCGCGCUCGCAGAACCAGCAGUACCUGGUGCGCGCCUCCUACCUGGAGAUCUACCAGGAGGAGAUCCGCGAUCUGUUGGCCAAGGACCAGAGCAAGAAGUUGGAGCUGAAGGAAAACCCCGAGACGGGCGUCUACAUCAAGGACCUGUCCUCCUUCGUCACCAAGAACGUGAAGGAGAUCGAACACGUGAUGAACCUGGGUAGCCAGGCGCGUUCGGUGGGCAGCACCAACAUGAACGAGCGCAGCUCCCGCUCGCACGCCAUCUUCCUCAUCACGGUGGAGUGCAGCGAGACGGGGCCGGAUGGCCACGAGCACAUCCGUGUCGGGAAGCUCAACCUGGUGGACCUGGCGGGCAGCGAGCGGCAGAGCAAAACGGGCGGCCCAGGCGAGCGGCCCAAAGAGGCCUCCAAGAUCAACCUGUCCCUCUCCGCUUUGGGCAACGUCAUCUCGGCGCUGGUGGACGGCAAAAGCACGCACGUCCCGUACCGGGACUCCAAGCUGACCCGCUUGCUGCAGGACUCGCUGGGCGGCAAUGCCAAGACCAUCAUGGUGGCCACCUUGGGCCCGGCGUCUCACAGUUACGAGGAGAGCCUCUCCACCCUCCGGUUCGCCAACAGGGCCAAGAACAUCAAGAACAAGCCUCGGGUGAACGAGGACCCCAAGGACACGUUGCUGCGGGAGUUCCAGGAGGAGAUCGUGAGGCUGAAGGCGCAGCUGGAGAGGCGCGGCAUGCUGAGCAAGAAGAGGAGGAGGAGCAGCCGGAGGAAGAAGGCGGCGGAUGGGGAGACGGCGCAGGAGAACGAAGGGGAAGAUGACAAUGAAGAUGGGCUGGAGAAGAACAUGGAGAACUACCUGCAGGAGCAAAAGGAGAGGCUGGAAGAGGAGAAGGCCGCUAUCCGUGAUGACCACAGCUUGGUGAGCGAGGAGAAGCAGAAGCUGCUGGAGGAGAAGGAGAAGAUGAUCGAGGACCUGCGGAAGGAGCAGGAGGCCACGGAGCUGCUGGCCACCAAGUACAAGGUAAGUUUUGUGAUGUGCUGGUACCAGUGGGUGCCGCUGGGUGGGACCUGAUUUGCCUGGGGACAGCUGUGGAGUACUUGAGUGCGUGGCCAAGUGGGAUGGUGGUGACCAAGCAGGAUGACCAAGUAGGGUGAUGAUGCAGGAUGACCAAGCAGAGUGACCAAGCAGGAUGACUGAGCAAGGUGACCAAGCAAGGUGACCGAGCAGGGUGGCCAAGCAAGGAGACCAAGCAGGGUGGCCAAGCAGGGUGGCCAAGCAAGGUGACCAAGCAGGGUGGCCAAGCAAGGUGGCCAAGUAAAGUAAGCAAGUAGGGUGAUCAAAUGAGGUGGCCAAACGAAUUGACCAAGUAGGCUGGCCAAAUAAGGUAGACAGAGGUAGGGUGGCUAGCAGGGUCCCCACAUGAGGUGCCCAAGCAAUGUUUCCAAGAAAGGUGGCCAAAAAGGGUGACCAAGUGGGGUAGUUAAGUGAGGUGGCUUGCAGGGUCCCUGAGCACAGUCCUUGAGAGGUGGCCAAGUAGGGUGAUAAAGCAGGAUGACCAAGCAGAGUGACCAAGCAAGGUUGCAAACCAAGGUGGUCAAGUAGGGUAGCCAGGUGAGGUGGCUAGCAGAGUCCUCAGGAAGGGUCUGCACACAAAGUGCCCAAGUAGUGUCCCCAAGGAAGGUGUCCAAGUAGGAUGACCGAGCAAGGUGGCCAUGUAGGGCAGCCAAGUAAGGUGGCUAGCAUGGCCCCAAGCAUGGUACCUAAGCAGGGUCCCAAAGCAAGGUGACCAAGCAAGGUCCCCAGUCAGGAUGCCCAAGUGUGGUACACAAGCAGGGGAGCCCCACUCCCCUGGGCAGUGUUGGACUGAGGUUGCUCACAGACACAUCCUGGCAUUGUGGGGGAACCUUUUGUGGAGGCUGCUGAGGGCGUGGGGCAGGCAGGGCUACCCAGCCAUGCCCGCUGAUGGCACCAGCGUGCUGUGCUGUGCUCAGCACAACAAAGCAGCUCACGGCAGAGAGAGGGAGUGAUGCUGCACGUUGGGACUGCUGCCUCCAAGCAGCCCCGGGAACACGCCCAGGGCUCAGGGAUGCUCUGGGAUGCACUUGGCUGCACGGAUGGGUCUCCAGUACUGAGAUGGGAAGGAAGCCUGGGUGUCCCAACACACAGCAUCACAGCCCUGCUGGCAUUCUUCGUGUUACAUCGCCAGGAUUUGGGGGAUUGGAGGAAGGGAUGCUGGGGCAGGGCUCCGGGCCAGCACUGGGCUCCCUGCUGUGCCAUGGCUACAGGGUGGGAUCCCUGCCAUACAGGGGUGGUGGCAGCAUAAAGACAGGGACCAGCAGCCCUGAGGACAUAUGGCUGUACCCAGGGAUGCAUGGCCAUGCCCAGGGGUGCGUGGCACAUUCCCACCAUGGUGCUGCACCACUGGCAGCUGUCCUGCAGUGUCUCCUUGUCCUGCACAGCACAGUGGGUCUGGCUCGGGGCCACGGUGUGUCUGGUAAUUGCUGAGUAAUGAGGCAGGG
This is a messenger RNA of Meleagris gallopavo (turkey), 2882 nucleotides long. Lineage: Eukaryota; Metazoa; Chordata; Aves; Galliformes; Phasianidae. The record is from RefSeq and is a predicted model, not a curated record.